Molecule: messenger RNA, 1182 nt
Organism: Haliotis rubra (blacklip abalone)
Lineage: Eukaryota; Metazoa; Mollusca; Gastropoda; Lepetellida; Haliotidae
Product: ribosome-binding protein 1-like
Exons: 7
Coding region: 1-1182 (393 amino acids)
Source: RefSeq, a predicted model, not a curated record
AUGGUGGAUGAUGGGAAUGAUGACCAAGUCUGUCGAGGGAAGGGUGCAUUCAAACAGGUGGGUCAAGGGAAGGGUGCAUCCAAACAGGUGGGACGAGGGAAGGCCAUAUCCAAACAGAUGGGUCGAUGGAAGGGUGCAUCCAAACAGAUGGGUCAAGGGAAGAGUGCAUCCAAACAGGUGGUUCGAGGAAGGGUGCAUCAAACAGGUCUGUCGAUGGAAGGGCGCAUCCAAACAGUUGGGUCGAGGAAGGGCGCAGCCAAACAGGUGGAGUCGAGGAAGGGUGCAUCAAACAGUUGGGUCGAGGAAAGGCGCAGCCAAACAGGUGGAGUCGAGGAAGGUGCAUCAAACAGGUGGGUCGAGGAAGGCCGUAUCCAAACAGAUGGGUCGAGGAAGAGUGCAUCCAAACAGGUGGUUCGAGGGAAGGGUGCAUCAAACAGGUCUGUCGAUGGAAGGGCGCAUCAGACAGGUGGGUCGAGGAAGGUCGGAUCAAACAGAUGGGUCGAGGAAGGGUGCAUCAAACAGAUGGGUCGAGGGAAGGCCAUAUCCAAACAGAUGGGUCGAAGGAAGGGUGCAUCCAAACAGAUGGGUCAAGGGAAGGGUGCAUCCAAACAGAUGGGUCAAGGGAAGAGUGCAUCCAAACAGGUGGUUCGAGGGAAGGGUGCAUCCAAACAGGCCUGUCGAUGGAAGGGCGCAUCCAAACAGUUGGGUCGAGGGAAGGGCGCAGCCAAACAGGUGGAGUCGAGGAAAGGGUGCAUCAAACAGGUGGGUCGAGGAAGGGGUGCAUCCAGAACAGGUCUCUGUCGAUGGAAGGCCGUAUCCAAACAGAUGGGUCAAGGGAAGAGUGCAUCAAACAGGUGGUUCGAGGAAGGGGGUGCAUCCAAACAGGUCUGUCGAUGGAAGGGCGCAUCCAAACAGUUGGGUCGAGGAAGGGGUGCAUCCAAACAGGUGGGUCUGGUUGAGGGUGCGCAUCCAAACAGGUGGAGUCGAGGGAAGGGUGCAUCAAACAGGUGGGUCGAUGGAAGGGCGCAUCAAACAGGUGGGUCGAGGGAAGGGUGCAUCAAACAGGUCUGUCGAUGGAAGGGCGCAUUUAAACAGGUGGAUCGAGGGAAGGGGUGCAUCAAACAGGUGGAGUCGAGGAAGGGGUGCAUCAAACAGGUGGAGUCGAUGGAAGGGCGCAUUUAA